CCUAAAUAUCUAACUCCUUAAUUAAUAACCUUUGAUUUUGAUGAUUAGGAUGUUUACAUCUUCUAAGGAAACCUCUAAAACCAGAGGAUGGAGCAGAGGAUGUGAGAAUAACUACCUGACACAUCAUCCCCACAUUUGUGUUUAAAGUUUCCAUUGGAAAAGAUUUUCUUGUUAAAACUCUGAAAAUCCUAUGUGGCCAAAAUAUAGGAAUUCUUCGUUGUCUCAUUGGAGAUGCUCUUAACAUAUCACAAACCAGUACUUGAUGUUGGAAUUGGGGUGUUCAUGAGUACCAUCAAGAGUGUCGGUGUGCAUGGUCUUUUGGUUCCAGAUAUUUCUUUUGAAGAAACUGCAAUUGCGAUAAGAGAUGCAACAUUACACCAAAAAAUUGAACUAGUGUUGCUCACCAAACCCGAUACACCAACAGAGAGAAUGAAAGCCAUUGCUGAAGCUUCACAAGGAUUUGUGUACCUAAUUAGUUCAAAGGGAGUUACAGGUCCCCAUUCAACGGUAAAUUCACAAGUUCAAGAUCUAAUUCGAAAAAUUAAGGAGGCUACGACUAAGCCCGUGGUUGUUGGUUUUGGCUUAUCAAAACCAGAGCAUGCGAAACAGGUAGGAGAAUGGGGAGCGGACGGUGUGAUUGUUGGUAGUGCCUUGGUGAGAUUGCUAGGGGAAGCGAAAUCUCCCGAGGAAGGGCUCAAAGAACUCGAAACCUUUGGCAAAUCCCUAAAAGCUGCACUCCCUGUACGAGUACCUUCCCAAUUAAGUGUGGCUCUUCCUAAAGUGUGGGAUCGAGAAAAAAUCAAAAGAAGCUUUCAUUUUAAGACUGUGGACUUCAAAAUUGCUGGAUUGGAGUGAGGAUAAACUAAGAUGGCGAGGAAUUCUAGGACCUUCUAUUGUAGCUAAGAAUGUAAACAUGGGAUAAUGUUUGUCACUUAGAUGUCUUAUCAAGCUAUCUAGAAUCACCAAUAUGUUUAUCUGGAAACUAGUGGCAGCAGAUGUCUUAAACCAAAAGUAAAUGCAUAUCAAUUGUGUGUUUGUGAUGGCCCGAGUCAAGUCCGCAUCUGUCCUAUAUAUGUGGGCUGUUUUCUCUGGGUUACAUAUUGCUAUGCCUUUUGAGUUAUAAAGGGAGAUGUGAUAGAUUUGGAUU
Molecule: messenger RNA, 1147 nt
Organism: Papaver somniferum (opium poppy)
Lineage: Eukaryota; Viridiplantae; Streptophyta; Magnoliopsida; Ranunculales; Papaveraceae
Product: tryptophan synthase alpha chain-like
Exons: 5
Coding region: 232-855 (207 amino acids)
Biological process (GO): L-tryptophan biosynthetic process
Cellular component (GO): cytosol; chloroplast
Molecular function (GO): tryptophan synthase activity
Source: RefSeq, a predicted model, not a curated record